CUCUUCUCUCUCUCGGCAAAGAGGCUUCAGUCUCGCCUGGCCUCCUCCUCCUCCUCCUCGAUCGGAAUCGGGUGUUACGACUGCCCAGAGCAAGAGCAUCCUGCAAUUCUCGGAGUGGUAAUUUCGAAUAGCUAAUACGAUAUAUAGAGUGUUCCGUAUAUGCUUUCAGGAAUCAUUAAAGAUUGAGCUUCUCAUAUGGUCACACAGACAGGACAGUAAGUUCCUAAAAUAUAGAGAAAGGCUAUAAGGACCUUGAGCUAUGCCCGUCUCAGAGAGCAAAGAGACUGGGGUUAGAUCAGCUGCCCCGCCCUCUAUUAAUUAUGGUGCAGGAAUCCCCAUCAAGAAACGAAGGUUCCCAUUUGUUCGUCCGCCAUCUCCGCCGCCUAAGGAACCAUCACUGCCGCCGCCACCUAAGGAGCCCUCACCGCCACCUCAUGAACCAUCUCCACCACCUCAUGAGCCAUCUUUGCCAGAGAAAAUUGAUGAACAGCUGCCGAUGGGACAUGCUGCUUCAUUUCAAGGCUCCGUGCCCUCAAGUUCUGGCGUUGUUGCGGCCCCGGGAAGCGAAAAGCAAUAUUCCAACAUAAUUGAAGCUAAUGUGGGUGAUAUUAGUGUAGGGGAGCAGGAUAGUCUUAAGGAGAAGAAUGAUUGCAUGGACAAAGGAACUUUUGAGCUUUCUACAGCAGUUGUCCAAGAACCAAUGUCGAUGUUUGCUUCAGGUUCCUCAUAUGACAAGAAUAGGACGGACAAGCCCAUGAAGGAUGAAAAUCUUGUGAGACAUGAUCGGAUGCUGGGAAGAUCUGAUUUGCCAAUGGCUUUGAGCGAAAGUUGUCAUUUAAUAGUAGAAGGAUCUUGUACCAAACACAAACUUGAAGUGGAUGACAAAUCAGGUAAAUCAGUUGCUUCGUCAAUGUUGGAGGCAGGUGUGGCUUGGCAAAAGAGUGAAGGGACUUGCCUGGAUCAAGAUAAAUUUGAAAACAUCUCUUUAGAUUUGUCUCUGACCGAUGAAAAAAGCAGUCCAUCUACUGGCGAUGGGAAAAGAUCAAAUAGCGAUGCUCCUAUUCUUUGUGCUAACAGGUCAAAUUGGGAUCUUAACACAACAAUGGAUGCAUGGGAGGAUUCUGUGAGCGAUUCAGUCUGUGCCAGUGCUGAUUCUGUUUAUGGUGGGAUGAAUGCCACCGACGGCAACCAUGACAUGAAGCCCUCUACUCAUCUGCCUGGAAAGUCAUUAGAACACAAAUCUAUGGGGAGCGAAUGUAAGGGGGGUGCUCUUUCCAUGUCUUCCAGAGCAAUUGGUGAUAAUUUCAUGUCCGAAAAUUCUCUUAAUUUAGGCCUCCAACCGCCGUUCCUUCAAUCAGAUCUCUUUCAAGAGCCACUUUCGUCUGCUAGCAUUCAUGCAGGGGUGAAAUAUCCCCAGAUGCUGGCAUCUACUUGCAAGCUGAAUGUUGUUGCUCCUGUGAUUGUAAAAUCAGAACCCGUUGUUGAGUCUGUUAAACAGUCGUUUGGUAUUCUGAAGACAGCAGACAGCAGAACUGUCAAGUGCGAGUCCAGUGAUGAGCAAUUUCCGGAAGCCCAUGGGAGUCCAGUCUGUGCUACCCUACAAACUGUUAAUUCCAGAUCGAUAAAAGCUGAGCCAGGUUGUGAGGGCAUGGAAGCAUCCAGAACAAAUGAGGGUGCAUGUCUUAGAUCUUGUGAACAGACGUCAAAUGGUUCUGAGUUAUGCUCACUGGUAAAACAAGCUGGAGACACGAAUCACUUGUUGGAAACUGAAUCUUGCCCUUCUGAAUCAGCUGUAGAUCGUGGCAUGGUUGGCACUAGCGAACAUCAUGCAGAAGAGGUUCGUCAUGAUGAAGAAUCAUCUCAGGUUCGGGAAGCUUCUGAAAAUGGUAUAAAGAUUGGUUCAAAUACUAUUACAACAAAUAUUGGUCCUGGUAGUAGCGAACUUCCUUCCAGCAUGGAGAGUGCACCGGAAGCGGAGAACACUGAGAUUGCACAUUACCACGAGCGUGGUUUCAAAGCGACUGACAAGAGCCCUUCUAGUUUGAAGGAAAACGCUGAGGAUGCUGCUAGUGAUGGAGAGAAAAUUGAAAUAUCUGCCUGUAUGAUGGAAGAGGAUUGUUAUGACUCUGAAUAUGAUUCAGAUGGAAACCUUGGUCCUUCAGUGGCUGUAGAUGGAGAACAUUUCCACCGAGAUGACAAUGAGUACGAGGAUGGCGAGGUUCGGGAACAAGUCUUGCUCAGUACAUCAGCAGGACACACUGGUAAGACAGAAGUCGAAAAUGUCGGCAAUUGUGUAUCUGAGCAUAAUAGAAUUGAUUUUGGCAAGAGCUCCUGUUAUGAUUGUGCUGCUCAGCCCUCAGAGGGGGAUGAUGCUAGAGCCCAGGUCGAUGGUCAAAUGAGCGAGAACCUUAUGACAGUAUAUUCUACAGCUAAUGUGGACGACAAUCAAAAAAGUGCUGAUGAAGUUCCCCAUUUGCAAGAAUCAUCUCCGAUCGAAACGGUUGCUGUUAAUUCUGAAAUGACGAGUCUAGUGAAUACAACUGGGAAGAACGUGCUUGAUGAUUCGGUGAGCCGAAGUCCAUCAAAGGACCUGGGAUCAGAUCCAUCAUAUAGUGAAGCCAUUAAACUUCGCCCUGUAGUUGUCACCACCACUAAUUCUGUUGAUGAAGAGGCUGCAAAAACUGACAGUAUUGUGUCUGCUGGUAAUGGCGAUGAGACUGAUGCAGGUUUGCCCAAGGCAGAAGCAUCGUUGAACAGUGAAAUUGUAUCAAAGGAUGGAAUAUCUGAGGGCAAUAAGCGGCGGAUUAUAAAUUUGUCUCGAUCUAAUGUUUCAUCUCCUGACAAAGCAAGAUCUAUACCCGACAGAUCUACGCUAUGUGCUGGCAGGAAAAGAUUACCAGAUAUUGCCCUUGAGGGAGAUAAGGCACUCAGAGGGAGGGACGGAUAUCGUGAUGAUGGUUUUAACAAAUUUCCAAGAGAAAGGAAUCAAGAUAUGUUUUCUCGGAACUCCAGAUCAAACUUUGCGCGCGAUAGGGGGAGAGUUUCGUAUGACAUCAGUGGCAAUUGGGAUUCUGAGCAGGAAUUGGGUCCAAAAGUUUAUAACGGUUUUUCAGAGUUUCGUCCUAGCAGAUACAAUUUUAGAAAUUACAAUGGUGCAACAGAGGAUGGUGUUGGUGGUGCCAGGCGGGGAGGAAGGAGGCUUUUGACCGAUGAGGGACCGAAUUUCCGUCAUCUGCCCUCGAGGAGGCGCUCCCCUGGAGGAAGAGAUGGGCCUGCAGCUCGAGGCCAACCUAUGGUUGGUGGAAUACCAAGAAACAUUAGCCCUGCGAGAUGUAUUGAUGUUUCUGAUUCUGAAAUUGUCGGUUUGAGGCAUGGAAACAAGUUCAUGAGAGACUUCCAGGAUGAUAAUAUGGAACCAAUUUUUGCUUGUCAAUCUUCGUAUGGGGAAACUGAUGGUUUUAUUCGGGGGGACAGGAAUAUUACAUCCUUCAAGGGCAAAGUUUUUCCUCAUGUUCGUUCCAAAUCUCCUUUGAGAUUAAGUAGGUCUCCUGUUGAAUGGUCGCCCAGGAGAAGAUCUCCAGAAGGAUUUGGUGGCCAUCCGCCAUUGACUCAUAGGAGAUCUCCGGCAUUGUACAGAAGGAACAGGAUGAGAUCACCUGAGCGCACUUGCUUCCAUGGUGAGAUGAUGAUUAGAAGGCGGAAUUCUCCUCCUUAUGCGACCCAACCGCUUGAUGAGUUGAGAGAGAUGAAUUCUGGAAGGGACCACGGUUUUCCUCGGCCUAUCAUGUCCAACAGAAGCCCAUCUGGGAGGAUUUCACUGAGAAAUCGAAGAUACGAUAUUAUUAAUUCACGAGAAAGGACACAUGGCGAGUACUUUGGGGUGCAUAUGCGCUCUAGCCGUUUCCAUGAACUAGGUGGAGAUGGAGACACUGAUGAGAGGAGAAGGUUGGGUGAAAAGCAUGGGCCUGUUCGCCAUUUUAGGCCUUAUGGUGCUAAUGGGGAGAGUUUUAUGUACAAUGCGGAUGAAGCAUCUAGGUCAUAUAGGCUUUGUCCCGAAGAUGAUCCAGCAUACCAUAAAAGAGGCAGCUCAAGGGAACCGCAAUUAGACAGGAGGAAUAAGAAUCGGGCUGGAGAUGUGCAUAAAGCAAGAACAGUUGACGAGCAGGAAGGCAAUCACAGGCAUGGAGGACUGUCUGAUGAAUUUGACGAUGCUUCUCGGAGUAAAAGAAAAAGGUUUUGAUGAGGUCCUAGUAUGGAUUUACAUGAGGAUGGCAUGUCUUGCUGGGGAUGACAACUAAUGUACAGAAACAUCUUUUGAUAAAUGGUAUCCAAAUUAUUGAUGCAUGUGGUCCCAGCAGCAAGUUGAGGGGACAUGAUCUAUCCAAGUAAUAAUUCCGUUGUCAGAUUCAUCAUGCAAAUUUUUGAGCUGACUUGAAUUUUGUGAAUCGAGUAGGGGACAUUUUGAUGAAUCAGACCUUGUAUAAACUGGGAGGCCCCUUUCAGAUGUUGAUUUGUGCUUAAUGAAGAAGAUACUUAACAGCAAGCAUUCCCUGCCUGAUGUGGAAUCAUUAGUUCGUCCGUAACUACCUGCUAGUCAUCGUCUCUACAAGGAUGACAUCCAAUGAGUUUUUUAGCCGUCCUAGUACAUGUGUAAGGCUGUUAAAAGAAAUCCAUUUUGAUGAAUUGUCUAUCUCGCGUUAAAGCUUCUUUGGAGACUUCUCUGCAUGGUCAACUUGGAUAAACACUCAGUAUAUGAUUCCUUGCUUGUGAAGAUGCAUGCUUCUUAGUCCAACUCAUCUAUGCUGGCACCGGGAGCUAAUAUUGCUUAGGGCCUUUAGAUGUUUUGGAUAUCUGGCUUAAGAGUCGAGUUUCUCUUUCUUCUCUUGCUGCAACUCCUGCUUGGGGUUUAAAGAAUUACUGCAUUAGUCUCAUUUUAAUAGAGAAGCUGGUGGAGUGGAUACUGAUGAGUCUGCUUAUGGAAGACUUCUUACCUUGAGGUUCUGGGGAGAAAAUGCACUAGCAUUUUGGUAUCUUCAGCAUGUUACCAAUGUGAGGUACCAUUGAGUCCAAGGCAAUGUUUGGUUGGUGAUUGCUUGGAGGUAUUUUGUCACUGCAGAGUUCAUGGCAGUAAUCCUUUGAGGCAGGGUUUUUGGAGGCUAUUGGUUUGCCCCUUGUUGAUUCAAAUAUGGAGACGGUUGAUUUGUUCAUCAGCAUUCACUGUCGCCAGGACAUGUUUUUGUGUUCAUCCGAAGAGGAGUCCUCUAUUGACUUCAAAUUUCGAAGUGCUCAAAGUAGUCUCUCUAAGCUGUUCUGACUUAUUUUAGGAAGCCACCUACUCUGAUCUUCUGGUCGACCUUUCAGUGGACAUAGUUGUCUUUUUGCAUAGUCAUUGGAAUUGGCCAAGAGCAGGCAACUCAUUGGAAUUGCCCCCUCCUCCAGUGAAGUCGCUGAACAGGUGAUUGCCAGAGAAUAUUUUGUUUGACCAUUGAGGACGAGGCUUCUGGACUCAAAUCACCUCUGCUGCCUCAGUUGGCAAAUGAUGAGUCCAUGAGACUGUAUUUGGCUGGUCAUGUGUGUGGGGUUUCAGAACUAUGACCGCAAAAAUGUGUAGGUUUCUGCUCUUAUUUCUCUGGGCAUGACAUCACAAAGGGCAGUGAUGUUCUGCUUCUGACGAAGGGUGUUGAUGUUCCGUUUCUGGGUGGCUAACAAAGUUUAGUCAUUCUUGCCAAUUGCCAUAUGACUCUCUCAGUCCAUUGCACUGUACCCGGAUUGCUUUAGAUAUUCGAUUCACCGAUGAUUUUCAAGGCUGUAGCUCGUUCCAGCCUUCUGGACUUAAAUGAUGGUAGGAAUAGGAAUUGAACUUUUAACCACAUCACCUAAUGACAACAGCAAGACCUAGAGCAAAUGUGAAGAUGGUUUUGUAGAUCUUGAGAUAUCACUGUGACGAUUACUAUCACCCUAGAGAACACUCUACCCUGGGAUGCAGCCACUGAUGUGUAACCUCCACACUUCUGUUUCUUACAGUACUCUGACCAUGCCAGACACAACUGAAUUUCCAUA
Messenger RNA from Rhodamnia argentea, 6060 nucleotides. RefSeq lists its product as uncharacterized. The record is from RefSeq and is a predicted model, not a curated record. Lineage: Eukaryota; Viridiplantae; Streptophyta; Magnoliopsida; Myrtales; Myrtaceae. The transcript has 6 exons. Bases 260 to 4240 code for a protein of 1326 amino acids.